Botrytis porri is the source of this 240-nucleotide messenger RNA. RefSeq lists its product as uncharacterized. The transcript has a single exon. Lineage: Eukaryota; Fungi; Ascomycota; Leotiomycetes; Helotiales; Sclerotiniaceae. The coding region runs from base 1 to 240 and encodes 79 amino acids. The record is from RefSeq and is a predicted model, not a curated record.
AUGCCAAAGUUUGGUCAAGUUCUAAGAUCAGGUUUUGUUGUUAUUAAGAUCGCCGUUUCGUUGGGCUACUGUGCGACAACCAUUUUGACGACUUUCGACAUCAGCGAAAAUGGAAUUUACGAUUGCACCACCAACAAUGGUCCUAAGACUCUGAAAAUUGGGAGUCAGAUUCAGUUCAGCUACGGCUAUAUGCGCCAGGUCUUGAAAGAUACUUUUUCCGAGAAUGUUGGUUUGCAGUGA